Molecule: messenger RNA, 4011 nt
Organism: Triticum aestivum (bread wheat)
Lineage: Eukaryota; Viridiplantae; Streptophyta; Magnoliopsida; Poales; Poaceae
Exons: 7
Coding region: 156-3812 (1218 amino acids)
Cellular component (GO): nuclear membrane
Molecular function (GO): protein binding
Source: RefSeq, a predicted model, not a curated record
CAAAGCUCUCAAAUCCGCCCCGGCUCCAACGUCUCCUCCCCAUUUCGAAUCCCCUCCGCCUCCCUCUUGGGCUGCGUUUUACACACAGAGAGGCGUAGCGUCAUCAUCUCGACUCCUCCUCGCCCCGCCCACCCAACCAGCCCACACGCGCAGGCAUGGCGACGUCGGCGGCGGAGGACCUGGAGGCGGGGGCGGGGUCUCCGAUCGCGGCGUUCGCGGUGGCCAAGGGCGGCGUCGUGCUGAAGCACAUCUUCCUCAACGGGCCGCCGACGGAGGCGGCGCGGCGCGGCGCGGAUGCGGAUCGGGCGGAGGAGGAGGCGGAGGAUCCGCCGGUGCUGUUUGGGCGGCACCCCGACUGCCACGUCCUCAUCGACCACCCCAGCGUCAGCCGCCGCCACCUCGAGGUCCGCUGCAAGCGGCGCCAGCGCCGGAUCACCGUCACCGACCUCUCCUCUGUGCAUGGGACCUGGAUCUCGGGCCAAAGGAUCCCACCAAACACGCUGGUGGAGCUGGUGGCUGGUGAUACACUGCAGCUCGGGGCCUCGAAGAGGGAGUACCGACUUCACUGGCUUUCCCUGCGCGAGGCAUUUGAGAUGGAUGAUCUGCUUCCACCACUUGUUGAGGAGGACAAGGAGGAGAUCCAUACUCAUCAGGAAGCACAGGAUCAGUUGGUGCCUGGGCAGAGGGAACCAAUGGAGACAAGAACUCAUCAGGAGACAAAACAUCAAGUGGUAUCAGAACAAACUGAAUGCUGGGCUAAAGUGAUCCCCUCGGCACCACCAUUGCCUGAGUCUUCACUCUCACAUUUUCAUGACAACAGAGUGGGAGUGAUAGGGGGGACGAUUGUUAGUGAGAAUUCAAUUACAGAAUCUGUUGGCUCUUCAAUAAUACAGGCAGCUGGAAAACCAGUCCAAUCAGACAAACAGAAAGCAUCAGGCACCAUGUCCCGAAGGGCCAAGUUGAAGUCAGUGAAGUCUCUUCACAUUGACACAGGAAGGAGAAGCAGGACUUUGAGCUACAGCUACAAGAACGAAGAAGCCCAAAAUGAGAAUCGUGUAUGUUCUCAAAACUGCAAGGGAGAAUGUGCAGCCUGCAUGGUUUUGUUUGAUAAUUUUGAUGUCAAAGCUGGAGAGAAGGAAAGGAUGAUUGCACCAGAAAAGGUCCACAUCAACCCCCAUGUCAUGGACAGCAGUACCAUGGAGAGGAAUCAAGAAGUGCCAAACCCUCUGAAUUUGGAGCGUUCGGAUGAAGAGAAGUCCAUACUGAAUUUUGCUAAGGAGACAGAGCAGCAUGACAUUUUCUCUGAAAAUUCUAUCCCACAAGAUUCAUUUGAUGCAAAACCACAGAUGGGACCAGAGUCGCCAUGUGCUGUUUCCCCUUCGGUUUCCAAAUACGGAACCUUUGCAAAUCAAAUCUCACAGCUGGAUUCUACUAUACAUAUGGAAUCCUAUGAGGCCAUGCCAGAAAAUCCUUUCACGCAUGACAUGAUUGAUGGAAAUACGAAUAGCCACCAAGAGAUGAAGCAUGAUGGUUUGUCCCAUCAUAAAUUGGAUGGAGUUCUGUCAAACAAGGAGAAAAUGGCCCAAAAUAAGAUUGUUGUGGAGGACUGUCAGCUUGAAGGCAUAAAUUUUGGGAGUAUAUUUGACAACUUGGAUAUAGAAGCAACUGAAGAAAAAGAAGAGAUCAGUCUACUGGACAAGGAGAAUACCACCCCUUAUGCCUCGAGCAACAUAACAUUUGAGAGGAGUCAGAUAAUGUUGAAGCCUACCAGUUCCCAAGAGUUGAUGGAUUCCAUUUCCCCUCUGAAUUUGGAACAUGAUGACUUUUCAGAGGGUGAAAACUCCGUGUUGAACAUUGUAAAGAAGAUGAAGUCAAAUGAACUUACAUCUGAAAAUCUUAUUCCGUUAAUGUCAGUUAAAAGAGAAUUUAUGCUCAUGCCGGAUGAAGAUUUCAAAAAUGACAUCAUUCUAGACAAGGAAAACUCAGUACCACCUGGAAAGUACAAUGCUGCUAUCUCCCCUGCGGAACAAGGAAACCUUUUUCUUGAUGAGAAUGUGGCACCUGCCUCCAUGGAUCUCAAGCCCAUUGCUGGGAAGGUUCUGGUGUCAGCAGAGUUCACUUCAAACAGGAGCAUCCAUCAAAGGGAAUGCAGUGAACUUUCAUCAGAAUAUGAUGCUACCUCCCCUGUGAGGCAACAAAACAUCUUUCCAGACAAGGAAAAUGUGACACCUCCCUCCAGAGUUCUCAAGUCCAUUGGUAGGAAGGUUCUUGGCUCAAGGAUGGAUAAUUCAGUGUCGGCCGAAUACACGCCAAACAGGAGCAUCAGUAAACGGGAAUGCAAUGAUCUAUCAUCAAAGUCCAAACGUUUCCACACAGUAGAUGCUGAAGCUUUCUAUUCAGAUAAGGAGAAUUUGACACCUAUAUCUACAGGAGGUAUGAAAGCGAGAAGUUGUCUUCCAAAGAACCUGUUCCCAGUGGAUGCAGACCAAGAUCAGAAGGCAUUCUGCUCCGACAAGGAGAACUCUACACCUAUAUCUACAGGAGGUAUGAAAGCGAGAAGUUGUCUUCCGAAGAACCUGUUCCCAGUGGAUGCAGACCAAGAUCAGGAGGCAUUCUGCUCCGACAAGGAGAAUUCUACACCUAUAUCUACAGGAGGUAUGAAAGCGAGAAGUUGUCUUCCGAAGAACCUGUUCCCAGUGGAUGCAGACCAAGAUCAGGAGGCAUUCUGCUCCGACAAGGAGAAUUCUACACCAGUAUCUUGUGUAGCUCAGAAAACAAGGGAUGUGUCUGAAAACCGUGCACGAAUUGAAAGUGCAAUCACAAAGAAAAGGGUGGUAGAUAGGCUCCCUUUCCAGACUCUUCUGUCAAAUUCUCCCUUGAGACCAACUAGCUCAUUUGAUUGUACCCAGGCUGAUGCUAGUGAAGCUAAUCUCUCAAUCAGGUUGGAAGAUGAACUGAACAGCCUUCCACACAAAAACCACGAAUCAAAUAGGGUUGGAGAAGGGAUGAAAGUCUGGACCAUGUUGGCUGAUACCGAUUGUCUUCUUGAUGACGAAUCAAGGAAGUCUAUAAUGCUACUAAAAGGCAUAAAAGGAACUCAUCUGAUCAUACCAAGGAUUGUGAUGAGGGAGCUCGAAGGCAUGAAACAGCGGGAGGGCAUGUUCAAGAGGUCAUCAAAGGCCACCUCCAUAAUGCAAUGGAUCGAGGAUUGCAUGGAGAACGAGAGCUGGUGGAUCCACGUGCAGAGUUCUUCCGAGAUGUUGCCAGUAGCACCAACCCCACCUGCAACUCCUACAGAAACGCAACGCAACAGUGAAAAGAGUGAAGCCACCGCUGCCGGCGCCUUCAACUCAAUGCUGGCCCUCUUAUCACCAAGGAGCUUCACUGGCAUCUUCUCCCCAAGAAGCCUCACUGACAUCGAUUCCCCGAAGACCGAAGACCGUAUCCUCGACUGCGCCCUCCUCUUCAACAAGCUGAGAGGCAGUGGCCAGAACAUGGUCAUCCUGUCCAACAGCGUCAACCUCAAGAUCAAAGCCAUGUCCGAGGGCUUGCUGUGCGAGGGAGCCAAGGAGUUCCGGGAGACGCUGAUGAACCCUUGCUCUGAGAGGUUCAUGUGGGCGGCGAGCGUGCCGAGGGGGGCGGCGUGGUCACGCCUGGACGAGGCCGCACUGGCGGAGAACUACUACAACAGCCACCGUGAAUCCAGGAGGAAUGUCCCGAGGCCCGUUGAGGCUGCCAGGGGGCUCAAGCUGAUCCUGCUGCACAACAGCUCCUCCCUCUGCGCGCGUUCCGGCGACCAUCUCCGUCGCUGAGAAGACGCCACUGCGUUGCCCUCCUGGUGAGCAGUUGGCACGGUUCUUUCAAGUAGCAUGUGAAAGAAAAUGGCAGACAUAGUAACUGGUAAAUGAGUUGUUUGAUCCUUUCUGAUAUGCCUGGUGACUGAUGAGAAAUGUGAACUGUGAUGGAAGUUGGAAGACGAGAAUGUGAACAUGACAAGUCUUGGUACGUUUC